UUUAAUCCAAACAAGACUGAAGACAAGCUUAGUAUUCAGCCAACCUACUCCUGCUUUAAUCCCAAGAAUGCUAUAACUGAAAUAAUUCAUCAGAUUAUUGGUUCAGUGAUUAACAAAAUUGUGUUCUUUGGAGAUGCAUGAGAGGCCAUAGAGACAAAGACAGAGAAAUAGAGCACCUCUGGAUUUAGAUGCACUCCUUCAAGGACCAUGGUUUCUGCAAUAGUACCCCCUCUCCAUUGUUCCAGCUGUGACUCAGAUGGGCCCUCCUUGAUGGCACUCCCAGCAGCACAGCCUUAGCACUGGGAGCAUGACUUCGGCAACUUCACCUAUCAUUCUGAAAUGGGACCCCAAAAGUUUGGAAAUCCGAACACUAACAGUGGAAAGGCUGUUGGAGCCACUUGUUACACAGGUGACUACACUUGUCAACACAAGCAACAAAGGCCCAUCUGGUAAAAAGAAAGGGAGGUCAAAGAAAGCCCAUGUACUAGCUGCCUCUGUAGAGCAAGCCACUCAGAACUUCCUGGAAAAGGGUGAACAGAUUGCUAAGGAGAGUCAAGAUCUCAAAGAAGAGUUGGUGGCUGCUGUGGAGGAUGUGCGCAAACAAGGUGAGACGAUGCGGAUCGCCUCCUCCGAGUUUGCUGAUGACCCUUGCUCGUCGGUAAAGCGCGGCACCAUGGUGCGGGCGGCAAGGGCUUUACUCUCCGCGGUGACACGCUUACUCAUCUUGGCGGACAUGGCAGAUGUCAUGAGACUUUUAUCCCAUCUGAAAAUUGUAGAAGAGGCCCUGGAAGCUGUCAAAAAUGCUACAAAUGAGCAAGACCUUGCAAACCGUUUUAAAGAGUUUGGAAAAGAGAUGGUGAAACUUAACUAUGUAGCAGCAAGAAGACAACAGGAGCUGAAGGAUCCUCACUGUCGGGAUGAGAUGGCAGCUGCCCGAGGGGCUCUGAAGAAGAAUGCCACAAUGUUGUACACGGCCUCUCAAGCAUUUCUCCGCCACCCAGAUGUCGCCGCUACGAGAGCCAACCGAGAUUACGUGUUCAAACAAGUCCAGGAGGCCAUCGCCGGCAUCUCCAAUGCUGCUCAAGCUACCUCGCCCACUGACGAAGCCAAAGGCCACACGGGCAUCGGCGAGCUGGCUGCGGCUCUUAAUGAGUUUGACAAUAAGAUUAUCCUGGACCCCAUGACGUUCAGCGAGGCCAGGUUCCGGCCGUCCCUGGAGGAGAGGCUGGAGAGCAUCAUCAGCGGCGCAGCGCUGAUGGCCGACUCCUCCUGCACGCGAGACGACCGCCGCGAGAGGAUCGUGGCGGAGUGCAACGCCGUGCGGCAGGCGCUCCAGGACCUGCUCAGCGAGUACAUGAAUAAUACUGGAAGGAAAGAAAAAGGAGAUCCUCUCAACAUUGCAAUUGAUAAGAUGACUAAGAAAACAAGAGAUCUAAGGAGACAGCUUCGGAAAGCAGUGAUGGAUCACAUAUCUGAUUCUUUCUUGGAAACCAAUGUUCCUUUGCUAGUUCUCAUUGAAGCUGCAAAGAGCGGAAAUGAAAAGGAAGUGAAAGAAUAUGCCCAAGUUUUCCGUGAGCAUGCCAACAAACUGGUAGAGGUUGCCAAUUUGGCCUGUUCCAUCUCCAACAAUGAAGAAGGGGUGAAAUUAGUUCGGAUGGCAGCCACCCAGAUUGACAGCUUGUGUCCCCAGGUCAUCAAUGCCGCUCUGACACUGGCUGCCCGGCCACAGAGCAAAGUUGCUCAGGAUAACAUGGACGUCUUCAAAGACCAGUGGGAGAAGCAGGUCCGAGUGUUGACAGAGGCCGUGGAUGACAUCACCUCAGUGGAUGACUUCCUCUCUGUCUCAGAAAAUCACAUCUUGGAGGAUGUGAACAAGUGUGUGAUAGCCCUCCAAGAGGGUGAUGUGGACACUCUGGACAGGACUGCAGGGGCCAUCAGGGGCCGGGCAGCUCGAGUCAUACACAUCAUCAAUGCUGAGAUGGAGAACUAUGAAGCUGGGGUUUAUACUGAGAAGGUGCUGGAAGCUACAAAAUUGCUUUCUGAAACAGUGAUGCCACGCUUUGCAGAACAAGUAGAGGUUGCCAUUGAAGCCCUGAGUGCCAACGUUCCUCAACCAUUUGAGGAGAAUGAGUUCAUCGAUGCCUCUCGCCUGGUGUAUGACGGCGUUCGGGACAUCAGAAAGGCUGUGCUGAUGAUCAGGACCCCAGAAGAACUAGAGGAUGAUUCUGACUUUGAGCAGGAAGAUUAUGAUGUGCGUAGCAGGACAAGUGUUCAGACUGAGGAUGACCAGCUCAUUGCAGGGCAGAGCGCACGGGCCAUCAUGGCGCAACUACCGCAGGAGGAGAAGGCAAAAAUAGCUGAGCAGGUGGAGAUAUUCCAUCAAGAGAAAAGCAAGCUGGAUGCAGAAGUGGCCAAAUGGGACGACAGCGGCAAUGAUAUCAUUGUACUGGCCAAGCAGAUGUGUAUGAUCAUGAUGGAAAUGACAGACUUCACAAGAGGCAAAGGCCCAUUGAAAAAUACAUCUGAUGUCAUUAAUGCUGCCAAGAAAAUUGCCGAAGCAGGUUCUCGAAUGGACAAAUUAGCUCGCGCUGUGGCUGAUCAGUGUCCUGAUUCAGCAUGUAAGCAGGAUUUAUUAGCCUACCUUCAACGAAUUGCCUUGUAUUGCCAUCAGCUUAAUAUCUGCAGCAAGGUGAAGGCAGAAGUGCAGAAUCUGGGAGGAGAGCUCAUUGUGUCAGGGACAGGAGUUCAGAGCACUUUCACUACCUUUUAUGAGGUAGAUUGUGAUGUCAUAGAUGGGGGCAGGGCUAGUCAACUUUCUACCCACCUCCCAACCUGUGCUGAGGGAGCUCCGAUCGGGAGUGGAAGCAGUGAUUCCUCCAUGCUGGACAGUGCCACAUCGCUUAUCCAGGCAGCUAAAAACCUGAUGAAUGCUGUUGUCCUCACGGUGAAAGCAUCCUAUGUGGCCUCAACCAAAUACCAGAAGGUCUAUGGGACAGCAGCUGUCAACUCACCUGUUGUGUCUUGGAAGAUGAAGGCUCCAGAGAAGAAGCCCCUUGUGAAGAGAGAAAAGCCUGAAGAAUUCCAGACACGAGUUCGACGAGGUUCUCAGAAGAAACACAUUUCGCCUGUACAGGCUUUAAGUGAAUUCAAAGCAAUGGAUUCCUUCUAGGACGAUAGGUUUUGACAAGAAAGCUUUUUCUUUCUUUUCUUUCUUUCUUUUUCUUUUUAAUUCCAUUUUUGUAUGCAUACCUGCCGGCUCGUAUGCCUCUGGCAUGGGGAAAUUAAGGGAACAGUGUCUGUUUGCAUGUAAGAUGAGAUGAGAUCAAUACUACUGAUCCAUCUGUAGCCUGGGAAGGAGACAGGACAUUCUUGUACUGAGGUGGCACAGAGCUGUCCUUUGCAACAUUCUCAUAAAAUUGGGCACAGAGUUCGCAUUGGCGCAAUAUUUAUGGGAGUGGGAGGGAUGGGGAAAAUAAACUUAACUCUACAAAAGCAAACUCUAAUGCAUGCAAGAAUCAUUAGGUUGGCAGGUAUAUUCAUAAGUGAAAAAUCUGGAAGUGUAAUGGUAGAACAUAAAACUUGUAUUGCUUCUGUUUCAGUGCAAAAAUGUACUAGCCAAUACGCUUAAGUGUGUGGCCCACAAAUUGAACAAUUUAACCUUGAGUCUAUAUCUGUGAUAUUAUGUCGAUUUUUAACUGAGGGGAAAUUAACUAGUCCAGCCUAAAAUGCUUCUUUUAAUCUGCAUUCUGUUUCCUCUUCUAGUUGUGCCAUUACUAGUGAUCAUGUUUUUUUUUCCCCCCUUUACUGAAAACAAUAAACAGCUAUUUGAGACAAUUAAAAUCCUUCUGGGGGCACUGGAAGCACAAUACGGUGACCAAUCUUGCUUUCAUUUUUUUCUUUUAAUUUGAACUAUGAUUUUGCUAGAAAUAGAAGGCCCAGUGGUGGAAUAUUAGAGGGAAGGAAACUGACAACGUGUGAAAGUUAGAGGCAAAUACAUAGGUGUAGCUUGGAGUGCUGGUAUCUAAUAUACCAUUGUAUUCACUAACUAACUCGAAAUAAACACAUUUAAUCUUGA
Messenger RNA from Symphalangus syndactylus (siamang), 4075 nucleotides. RefSeq names its product catenin alpha 2 (gene CTNNA2). Gene Ontology annotation, biological process: cell-cell adhesion; cell migration. The record is from RefSeq and is a predicted model, not a curated record. Lineage: Eukaryota; Metazoa; Chordata; Mammalia; Primates; Hylobatidae. Gene Ontology annotation, molecular function: structural molecule activity; cadherin binding; actin filament binding. Gene Ontology annotation, cellular component: actin cytoskeleton; catenin complex; adherens junction.